This is a messenger RNA of Komagataella phaffii GS115, 912 nucleotides long. RefSeq lists its product as uncharacterized. NCBI's taxonomy places the organism in Eukaryota, Fungi, Ascomycota, Pichiomycetes, Pichiales, Pichiaceae. The record is from RefSeq and is a predicted model, not a curated record. Bases 1 to 912 code for a protein of 303 amino acids. Gene Ontology annotation, biological process: protein refolding. The transcript has a single exon. Gene Ontology annotation, cellular component: cytoplasm.
AUGUAUAUACGAAAGUUUCACUCUUUGGCAGCGCUGUCGAAGCAGCAGAUAAAUCACUAUGAUAUCCUAGGGGUUCCUCCUCACGCAUCUAAGGAUGAAAUCAAGAAGCGAUUUAGGCAAUUGAGCAAAAAGUAUCACCCAGAUUUGAACACCCACUUGGAAGAGCCUGAUAAGAAGGCCAAUCAUGACAAGUUCAUACAGAUUGUUAAUAGUUAUGAGGUGUUAAGUGAUGACAGUACAAAAACGCAGUUUGAUCGUAAUCGUGGGGUAAACGAAGAACAAUUGCGAAAAGCAAAGAGGCAAGAGUUUCAUGAUAGAUACUAUGGAGAUGCAAAGACGUAUUCACACCGACCCAGUGGAUAUUACAACACCAAGAAGAAUCGUGUGCAUUAUGGAGAAGGCGUCAGAUUCAGAGGAAAAUCGCAAUUUCAUGGUGAGUUUAAUGAGCCAUCCAACUACGAUGUUCCCCAUUUCGAUUACGACAAACACCUCGCAAAGAACAUUGCUUAUGAGAAACGGUUCACGGGUGCUAGGGGCUAUAGAGGUGGAGAUUUGAGGUCUCAUCAAAUGACUCAUCGAUCAAUAAAUCAUGGAGUACGAAAAGACAUUUUCAUAGAUAAAGAGAGCGGAUGGGGAGGUGUUAUGGCAGGUUUGGUGAUCUCAUUUUUUGGUCUUUCAUUUACAGCUUGGGCGUUGAGUACUAAAGAGGCUAGGCCAGGUCAGUAUCACCGUGAACCAACGCAAAAGACCACUUCAAAAGUUCAAAGCUCAUCAUCUCAGACAGACAGUGCUCCUUCCCACGAAUUCGCGAAAUCACCGGAAUCUCCUUCGAAAUCUCCGUCUGAGAAAUCCCCUCCUGAGAGUAAUUCCUCCAACAUCACGUCAACUUUGAUAUCGCGUGCGUCCCGAUAG